AUGGGGCUCAAUGCCACGGACUCCUCCACCCCAGUCAUAAGGUCUCCUGUACUGGUUUCCUACAUCCAUGUUCCUGGUGGAGGACGUGGCCUGGAGAGUGGGGAUUUCGACAUCGUCCUCUCACAGCAGGAAGACAAGCAGUACUGUGGAGAGUCUCCCCAAGAGGAAAUAAAGGUUUCCAGUAAAAAGGUGCGGGGCGCCGAGCCGGCGGCGGGGCCCUCUCGCUGGCUCCCCACGCACGUCCAGGUGACCGUACUGCGGGCCCGCGGGCUGCGGGGCAAGAGCUCGGGCGCGGGCAGCACCAGCGACGCGUACACGGUGAUCCAGGUGGGCCGCGAGAAGUACAGCACGUCGGUGGUGGAGAAGACCCCGGGCUGCCCCGAGUGGCGCGAGGAGUGCUCCUUCGAGCUGCCGCCCGGAGCCCUGGACGGCCUGCUGCGGGCGCAGGAGUCCGAUGCGGGCCCCGCUCCCUGGGCCGCGGGCUCCGCCGCCUGCGAGCUGGUGCUCACCACCAUGCACCGCUCGCUCAUCGGCGUCGACAAGUUCCUGGGCCAGGCCACGGUGGCGCUGGACGAGGUCUUCGGCGCAGGCCGCGCCCAGCAUACACAGUGGUACAAGCUACACUCCAAGCCAGGCAAGAAGGAGAAGGAACGUGGGGAGAUCCAAGUCACCAUCCAGUUCACUCGUAACAACCUGAGCGCCAGCAUGUUUGACCUGUCCAUAAAGGACAAGCCACGGUCUCCCUUUAGCAAGAUCAAGGACAAGAUGAAAGGGAAGAAAAAGUAUGACCUGGAGUCUGCUUCUGCUAUCCUCCCGAGCAGUGCCCUGGAGGAUCCUGAGCUGGGCAGCCUGAGCAAGAUGGGCAAAGCCAAAGGCUUCUUCCUCCGCAACAAGCUGCGCAAGUCGUCCCUGACCCAGUCCAACACCUCACUGGGCUCCGACAGUACCCUGUCCUCAGCCAGUGGGAGCCUGGUGUACCAGGGCCCCGGGGCCGAGCUCCUCACCCGUUCCCCCAGCCGCAGCAGCUGGCUGUCCACUGAAGGGGGCAGGGACGCUGCCCAAUCCCCCAAGUUGUUCACCCACAAAAGGACCCACAGCGACGAGGCCAGCCAGUUGCGAGCUGCUCCUCCCAGGGCCCUUCACGACCUUCAGGGCCACCUUGACACCGCCACCCGCUCUUCUCUCUGUGUCAAUGGGAGCCACAUUUACAACGAGGAGCCCCAGGGCCUCUUGCGGCACCGCAGCUCAAUCUCGGGCCCAUUUCUACCCUCCAGCUCCCUACACAGUGUUUCUUCUCGGCCCUCUGAGGAGGGACCUCGGGCUGCAGAUGACUCCUGGGGUAGAGGCAGCCGCAGCGCCAACAGCUCAGAGGCAGUGCCUGGACCAGAGGAGCCGAGCACUCAGGCCAAAGCCCUGGCCCUUGAGGCCAGCCACUCUGGAGAGGAGGAUGGGGCCCGACUCCAAGAGGGGAAGCCAGUGCAGGUGGCCACACCCAUGGUGGCCUCCUCUGAGGCUGUGGCAGAGAAGGAAGGAGCCCGGAAGGAGGAGCGGAAGCCCCGGAUGGGCCUCUUCCACCAUCACCACCAGGGGCUGAGUCGGAGUGAUUUGGGGCGCCGCGGUUCUCUGGGGGAGAAGGGGGGUCCCACCCCGGGGGCCUCCCCCCAUCAUUCAUCCAGCGGGGAGGAAAAGGUCAAGAGUAGCUGGUUUGGCUUGAGGGAAGCCAAGGAACCAACUCAGAAACCCAGCCUGGACGUGUCUCCUCAGGUAGAACCUGACCCAGCUGCUCUUCCUCACCACCUCCCCUGCUCCCCCUGUGCUCCGGCCCCCCCCACUCCUGCUCCCACCGCUGCUCCCAUGCUAAGCACUAACCUUUUUGCAGCCGCCUCCCCCGCUGCUGCCACUGCUGCUGCCACCACCGCCGCCGCCCCCGAAGCCACCCCAUCUGGAUUCUUGGGUCUCACCAACCCGUUCCUCACCUCCUUGCAGAGCAACCCUUUCUUCGAGGAACUCAUUGCCAACAUAGCACUAAACUCUCCUUCACCUGCUCCCUCUCUCCCCAGUGCCUCCAGGGCCAGCCCCACCCCCCUGGCCUCCCCUGGGAAAGCCCCGCCUGAGUGGGACGACACCUUCAACAUCUUUGCUGCCAGCAGGCUGUGUCCAGAGGCCAGGAGCGAGAUCCUGGCCCCUGCAGGAGUGGGGCUGGAGGCGACUGGGCUGCAAGACCCAGGCCCUGGGGCCAUGACAGUGGAGGCAGCUGAGCCCCAGGGGGACCCAGGGGGAGGAGGAAGAGGUGGGAGCAACGAGUGGCCGGAGCCCAGGGUUCCUCUGGACUUGGGACUAGACGACCAGAGCCUGAGUGCCGCCGACCUAGGGCCUCUGGGGUCUGUAGAGGCCGGCCUGCCCUCUGCGUCAGCCUUGCACCCGCAAGCCUCAUCCUCUGAAGCAGACAGGGAGCUGGUGGCCCCAGGAGGGGAAGCAGGGCAGAGUCCAGCAGACAGUGGCGCAUCUCUGUUCAGCUCCCCAGAAGUGAUCAGUGUGUGGGAGAGGCUGCCCGGCCCAGGCGACACCCCGGAGGGCCAGGAUGAGGAGCCCCCCAGAGGCCAAAACCAGCUUUUGCAGGAGCUCAAUACAGUCGACAGUUCCUGGCCUUGGGAUGUGGUCACCCUUUCUCCUGCAGCUGAGAUGUCCUCCCCAGUCAUACAGGGAGGGUCUGAUGAACUGCCCCCUCCCCAGGGGAAGCCAGAGUCACCAGAACCUGUGAGCCCCAAGGGGAGCCAGGAGCUUCCUCAGGAGGAGCUAGAGCCAGAGCCCAAACCCGAGUGGACGCUGGACAAGGGGCUGCAGCCCAGCACGCUGCCUCCCAAGCCGCCCCGCCUCUUCAUACGCUCCGAUUACCAGGAGGAGGCGGAGGAGAAGGCCACCCUGGGGCUGCGUGGCAGGGGGGCAGAGACAGGAGAAGAUGACUCCUCCCCAAGUGCACUGGCUGCUGGUCCCCAGGAGGCCAAGGAGGACAGCAAGGAGCCAGGCUCCGAGUCUGACAGCUAUUCUUCUGGAACCCUGCUGGGUGAGCCAAGCCUGGAAGAGCCAGUGGAGGAUGCCAGCCCUCCUGUGCCUGGGCCCUGUUUAUCUCUGCCCGCCAGCUGCCCUGAGGGUCCUGUCCCCAUAUCCUCGUACUCAAAGAGCCUGGCUCUUCAGAGCCAGCAGAUCUGGGGAGCUCUGGAGAGAGGAGAAGGUCCGGAGGCUUCUGAGCCCCAGAGCCAGGAACCAGCAGGAGAGGGGCUGGGGCCCCUGCUGGGCAGCUCCCAACAGCCUGACAUGUGGGCUUUGGAGAAGGAUGCCUUGAACCCCUUCUUGUCUCAGGGGAGCCGAGAUCCCCCGAGCCUCCCGUCCACAUCCCCUCCAGAGUCCAGGGAAUCUUCCAUUCACUCUGGAUCAGAAGAGCUGUCCACACCCCCAGAGCCUGCCUUUCCACCGCCCCCUCUCCCACCCCGGGCCAGCCACUGCCCCGAGGGGCCCAGUUCUCCGUGCUGUCCUCUGCCUGGAGCCUGGCCCCUGACCUCUUUCUCCCCGCCCUCUGGGGAGCCAGCCUCCCCCCCUGGGGGCUCCCCCACCCCACUUGGGGAGGACCACGCUGCAGCCACCCCAGCCUCCCCGCUUGUGCUUCUGCCCUUGGAGACACGACCAGCUGAGGAGCCACAGCCCAAUGCCAGUCCCCAUCCUGUGAAGCCCCUCAGUGCUGCCCCUGUGGAGGGCAGCCCUGACAGGAAGCAGUCCCGCUCCAGUCUGAGCACAGCCCUGAGCAGUGGGUUGGAGAAGCUCAAGACAGUCACAUCUGGCAGCGUUCAGACUGUGGCUCCGGCCUCCCAGGUUGGCCAGACUGCGGACACCAAGAGGUUGAAGGAUUCUGGUGUGCUGGACCAGUCGGCCAAGUACUACCAUCUGACCCAUGAUGAACUCAUCAGCCUGCUCCUGCAGCGGGAGCGGGAGCUGAGCCAGCGGGACGAGCACGUGCAGGAGCUGGAGAGCUACAUUGACCGGCUGCUGGUGCGGAUCAUGGAGACCUCGCCCACACUGCUGCAGAUCCCCCCUGACUCCCCCAAGUAGCCCUCGUCACCCCCACCCCCUGGGAGGGUUGCUCAAACAGGGCUCACACCCUCCCUACUCCUGCUGAACUUACUCACUUGGGGCAGGGUACAGUCUGUCCUCUGUUUUCACCCCUUGCUCUCCCUCCCUCCUGCCUCAACUGGGGCUGCUGGAAGGAGGGCCUUUGGACUCUUAUUAGAGGUGGGUCUCACCUACCUGCCUGUUUUCAUACCCCUUAGCUUUGGGGGCUCCAGAAAUUGGAACAAUGAAUUUAGCCCUCAAGACAGAGCAGGGGUGAGCUGCAAUUUGAUGUGGUAUCUGGGACAUACUUUAUUGCCCUACAGGGAUGGUCAGCCAUUUCUUUCACAGCUAAACCGUGUCCUCUUCAUCUCCCUCCGGCCCCUGGACGGCUCCUAGUAUUACUAGGGCUGUGGCAGGAACCAGGUUGCCCAUUUGUAUGUGACCAGGGCACCUACUCUUCAACCUCAUGUCAGUUCCCCCAAAAGCAAGGAGCCUGUAUGGUCUAGUGUCGUGUCUGCCAUGUCCGGAGUCUGUCUCUAGCUGUUUGAGGAGCAGAUGUGGUAUGGAUGGAGGAAGGUGAUGUGCCGGUCCCUGUGCUCCUCUUCUGACCUGUCCAUGAGUGUCCUGUGUAAAUGUUUGGAGAGCUGGGGCAAGUGUGGAGAGACCACCUCCUCAUGCCCCUCCAAGGUGUGGGCCACCCAGGCCUCGGGGCUUUGGGUUGUUUAUGUUUGGGGAUCAAGCCUCCAUCUCUGUUCUUGUUGCCUGUCCAGAUGCCAAAACUCUGUGCUGCUACAGGAUUUGAACUUUUGGAACCUGAUUAAAAUGUGCCUUUUGUGGGUGGAGUCAAGAGCCUCUGGAUGUAGACUCUGCCCCCUGUUUGGCGCCCCUCUCCCUCCCUGUUGAGCACAUGGGGCUGGAUCUGGCAGGACCCUAAGAAUGGAAAUGGAGGUUGGGGCAGCCCUCUUGUGUGCUCUGCCCUCCCCUAGAGUUAAUUUCAGUUAAGGGUCCGGCCAAGCUGCUGCUGCUCCUUUUGCCUACCUGCUAUCUUCUCUUACUCCUUCAGCACCAAUUGAGGGGGUUCCUGGGGGAAAAUUACUUUCUGGUAGUGGGAGGUCCCACUCUGCCUAUACUUAGGAAAAAGCCUUUAUUGUCUUCCCAUCUAUCCACUACCUGCUGUCCCAGCCUGUCCCUUUCCCCGUAGCCUUGACUGGCUUGGCUGCAGUGCACUUUGAAACAAAGUGUCUGUCCUUUGGCCCAGCCCUGGUUUGCUUGCAGAAAAACAGCAGGUUUCCCCACAGCAUCUGCAGGGGACAUUUGGUAGCUUGGGGCACCCUGCCUUAGCAAAGUUGUGGGCUGCGGAGGUGCUGAAGGCAGUUAGUUUUGACCCAGUAAGGAGGUGAGAGCUCCUUGAUCGCCUCUUUUUCAUGAGCUAGCCUGUGGGGUCACUCUCUGGGAUCACUUGGAAGGCCUUGGAAGGAGAUCUGCUUGGGGAGGGGGAUGUCUUCUGCCAGGACGAAGCAGAGUUGCCCCACAUAUGGGGGAGAGCCCCUGUAAUGUUAUCUACCUUAAGGACCACUCAUCAAAGCUGAGGGAAGUAUCCACAGGUACUUAGGACAUCAGUCAUGUUUUUUUUGGGGGGGUCAUUGAGGGUUGGAUGGGAAUCUCUUCUGGGGGAAGGGGAUCACUCCUCUACUAGGUGUUCCUCUGGGUUCUAUUCAGUCCCAGCUGACACUGACCUUCCACUCAUUCUUGAUUGUGGGUCUCCAGAAUGCUCAGGUCAGGGAUGUCUUUGGAAGUUUGGAGUUGAAGCCCAAGGUUCUUGCUGGAUGUUUCUGCUCCUGGCCAUGAGUUGGAAGAGAGCUGCAGGUGGGGUGGGCAGGGAGCAGGCAUGGUUCUGCUUUGCCAUUUGUCUUCCUAGAUGUAACUCCUGUUUAUAAAGACCUUGUUCUUCAUGUUUCGAGCACUUUAUGAAGAAUAAAAAGUUCACAGACUGCA
This is a messenger RNA of Miniopterus natalensis, 6099 nucleotides long. It is a transcript of the gene RAB11FIP5, whose product is annotated as RAB11 family interacting protein 5. NCBI's taxonomy places the organism in Eukaryota, Metazoa, Chordata, Mammalia, Chiroptera, Miniopteridae. Gene Ontology annotation, biological process: regulated exocytosis. The record is from RefSeq and is a predicted model, not a curated record. Gene Ontology annotation, molecular function: small GTPase binding. Gene Ontology annotation, cellular component: recycling endosome; phagocytic vesicle; secretory granule.